Molecule: messenger RNA, 4047 nt
Organism: Alnus glutinosa
Lineage: Eukaryota; Viridiplantae; Streptophyta; Magnoliopsida; Fagales; Betulaceae
Product: disease resistance protein RPV1-like
Exons: 4
Coding region: 128-3700 (1190 amino acids)
Biological process (GO): defense response; signal transduction
Molecular function (GO): ADP binding; protein binding
Source: RefSeq, a predicted model, not a curated record
CGCGCAAAGAACAAGUUGUUCACGCGUACAAGUUGAUCAUAAAUAAUGCAUUUGGAAGUUGACCCUGCAUUGUGAACUCCGUGUCCUUCGCCAUUUCCCACUUCUGAUCACCAACUCUCCUUUGGCCAUGGCUGCCAGUGCCUUCCUCUCUUCCUCUUCUUCCUCCCAUCCCAGCUGGACCUACGAUGUCUUCUUGAGUUUCAGAGGCGAAGACACGCGCAAGAGCUUCACCGAUCACCUCUACUUGGCUCUAAGAGAUGCCGGAAUCAACACCUUCAGAGAUGAUGACAAGCUCCGAAGCGGAGAAGAUAUCGCAUCCGAACUCUUGUCGGCAAUCCAAGGGUCCAAAAUUUCUGUCAUUGUCUUCUCUAGGAACUACGCUGAGUCCAAGUGGUGCCUGGAAGAACUUGUGAAGAUCAUGGAGUGUCGAAGAACGGUAAGGCAACUGGCUCUGCCAAUCUUCUACGAUGUUGAACCGUCGGAUGUGCGCCACCAAACAGGUACUUUUGCGAAAGCAUUUUUGAAACAUGAAGAGCGUUACUCGUUGGACAAGGUAAGCACGUGGAGGACAGCUUUGUCUGAGGCUGCUAAUUUGUCCGGAUGGGAUCUAAGAAACACUGCAGACGGGCAUGAAGCCAAGUUUAUUAGGAAAAUUGUUGAAGCGGUUUCAAAGGAACUCAACAGCACAUACUUAUAUGUCACACUCCACCCAGUUGGAGUAGAUUCUCGUGUGCAAGACAUCACCUCAUUGUUAGGGGUUGGAGCCAAUGAUGUCCGCAUGGUAGGAAUUUGGGGAAUGGGCGGAAUUGGAAAAACAACCAUUUCUAAAGCCAUAUAUAACCAACUUUUUCAUAGUUUUGAAGGUAAGAGUUUUCUUGCAAAUAUUAGGGAAACUUCUAAGCAACCUGAUGGUCUGGUUCGAUUACAGAAACAACUUCUUUUUGAUAUCUUGAAGAUGAACAAGACAAAGGUGAAUAAUGUUGAUACAGGAAUUGUUACAAUACAAGAAAGACUUUGUCAUAGAAAGGUACUUGUUAUACUUGAUGAUGUAGACCAGUUGGAGCAACUCAAUGCCAUAGCUAGAAGUCGCGAUUGGUUCGGCCCAGGAAGUAGGAUUAUUAUAACAACUAGAGAUGAGCAGUUGCUAAAGGCAAUUGAAGUGGACGAAGUAUAUACAACCAAAGAAAUGAGUGAAAUUGAAUCUCUAGAGCUUUUUAGUUGGCAUGCCUUUAGGAAUAGUUAUCCCUCUGAAGAUUAUAUGGACUUGUCAAGAAGCAUCGUCGCUUAUUCUGGAGGAUUACCACUAGCUCUUGAAGUUUUGGGUUCUUUUAUAUUUUCUAGGAGCAUGCAAGAAUGGGAAAGCACAUUGGAGAAAUUGAAAAGGAUUCCUCAUGAUCAAAUUCAAAAAAAGCUUAGAAUAAGCUUUGAUUCACUAAGUGAUAGUACUCUAAAGGAUAUAUUCCUUGAUAUAUCCUGUUUCUUUAUCGGAAUGGACAAAAGCUAUGUUAUACAAAUAUUGGAAGCAUGUGGUUUUUUUGCAGAGAUUGGAAUUAGUGUCCUUAUUCAGCGGUGUCUUCUUUCAGUUGGUGAGAGAAACAAGCUCAUAAUGCAUGAUUUGCUUCGAGAUAUGGGAAGAGAAAUUGUUCGUGAAGAAUGCCCCAAAAUACCGGGAAAGUGCAGUAGAUUAUGGCUACAUAAAGAUGCACUUGAUGCAUUGGAAAAGGAUGAGCAGGGAACAGAAGCAGUUGAAGGACUUACUUUAAAAUUUUCAAGAUUAAAUACGGUGAAUUUCGGUACAAGAGCAUUUAUAAAGAUGCAGAGAUUGAGAUUACUCCAACUUGAUCAUGUACACCUCAGUACUGGAGAUUAUGAACAUCUUUCCAAAGAGUUAAGGUGGCUCCGUUGGCACGGAUUUCCGCUAAAGCAUUUGCCAAACGAAUUUUACUCAAGAAAUCUAGUCGCGAUUGACUUGCGAUAUAGCAAUCUCACACAAGUUUGGAAAAAUUCCGAGCAACUGUUCGAGAAGUUGAAAUUCCUGAAUCUCAGUCAUUCCCAUUACUUGAUUCGGACCCCUAACUUUGCAAGACUCCCUAAUCUUGAGAAACUAAUACUCAAAGAUUGUAGGAGUUUGUUUGAGGUUCAACAAUCUAUUGGAGAUCUUAAUAAUCUUGUUUUGGUAAAUUUGAAAGAUUGCAAAAGUCUCGAAAGUCUGCCAAAGAGUUUCUAUAGGUUAAAGUCUCUUCAAAUUCUCAUUCUUUCUGGUUGUUCUAAAAUUGGCAAUUUGGCUGACGAUUUGGGGCAGAUGGAAUCCUUGACAACUUUUCUUGCAGAUAACACUGCUAUAAGACAAGUGCCACCUACCAUAAUACAACUGAAGAACCUCAAAUACUUGUCACUUUGUGGGUGUAAAGGAUCACCAUCUAAGUCACUCGCUUCACUUCUUUGGCCUUGGAUGUCUCCAAGGAAAAGUCCCAAGUCAGUCAUGAAUCUAUUACCUGCUUCACUACGAGGCUUGAACUCACUAAGAGAUUUACGUCUUAGAGAUUGCAAUUUAUCAGAUGAUGCUAUUCCUAAAGAUCUUGGGAGUUUAUGUUCCCUUGAAUUUUUAGAUCUAAAAAACAAUCAUUUUCGUAGCCUACCAUCGAGCCUUGGCGGUCUUUCGAAGCUUCAAACUCUAAUUUUGAGUAAUUGCACAAAGCUUCAAUCUAUUCCAGAUUUACCACCAAAUUUGAAUGUGAUGUGGGCAUCAGACUGCACGGCAUUGGAAAGAAUGCCAAAUCUAUCAAAUCUCUCAAAUAUGGAACAUCUAUGGCUCACUAAUUGCAAUAAAUUAGUCGAGAUUUCAGGCUUGGAUAAGUUAUUGAAGUCCAAUUGCGAGAUUCAAAUGGUAGGGUGCAGCAGUUUAAUUACAAAAAAUUUUAAACAAAGCAUCCUAAAGGUUCACUCUCUCUCUCUCUCUCUCUCUCUCUCUCUCAAAAUACGUAUUUUUUUCAAAGUUCUGCUUAUAUACAUCAUGCUUUUGAUGGUACAGGACUGUACACCGAGUGAAUUUAGUGGUAUUUUUGGCAGAUGUAUACUUGGCAGUGAUAUUCCUAAUUGGUAUCCGUAUAAGGAAGAGGGACCCUCCGUAUCUUUUGAAGUGCCUCGCAUUAUUGAAGGGAUCACACUAUGCUUUGUUUAUUCAUUAUGUCCUGACAAGAUGGUUUAUCGUGAUCCUACCAAUUAUGUCACUCUAUGCAUUACAGUAAUCAAUUAUACCAGGAGUACGAAUCAGACUAAAAAGGCAACAAACUUUGAUCUAACAAUCACCCAUGGCGUUGAAGAUCACAUUUGGCAAGCCAAUUUUUCUAAACGUUGGUUCGAUUUGGAGGCCGGUGACCAAGUAAAGGUUAUCGUAGAUUGUGGGCCAAGAGUCAAUGUUAAGAAAACAGGGGUUUUCCUAACAUACGACACGGUUUUUGAUGGAAAUAUGUUUCCUUAUGCCUCUACAUCAAAUAAGGAUGCCAUUGUUGUUAUUGACGAUGGAGAUGCAUCUAUAGAUCAUGUUGCAAUCGAGCCUAAAAGUGGCCUUGGUGAUGAUCAGGAGCGGAGACGAGGAUCCCAUUUUAGUCGAAGGAACAGAACAAAAUACUCCUCCCAUUUUGUUCCAAGGAACGAGAGAGAAAACACCCAUUGUUUUCCAACGAACGAGAGAGGCUAAAAGAUUGAGGUGUGAACAUAAUCCUGAUGUUAAAGCAGAAUCAAGUUGUGGUUGCUUUGGCGACGAUCGAGAGGCUAAAAGAUUGAGGUGUGAUCAUGAUACUGAAAUGAGUAGAUGACGAUUGAAGAAAUUAAGAAAGCUCAUAUCACAAGAAGCAAGUGCAUUUCAUGACUCUUUUCCUUUGGACCCUUUUGAUUUUUUUCAGUAAUUGUUUGAAUUAUGAAUCUGGGUUUCUCGAGAUUUUAUUUGUAUUCAAAGAUCUCAAUGUUGAUUCUCAUUUUUCUUUUAAUUUUGUUGACAUUUAUUCUGAAGUUGUUUUAACAAGUUCUUUUGGCUUCGGUGGAGAA